AUGAAUAAAACGAUAUCCAAAGCAAUGCUUGAGUUCAUGAACCGCAGUCCAGCUACCAUCGCUGUAGAGACAAGUAUUGUACUCCUUAUUGGACUGAUUGCCAUUGGAGGAAAUCUUCUGGUAGUAAUCUCCAUCUAUCGUAAUCCCAGCCUUCGUACCAUCACUAACUACUUCGUACUCUCGCUCGCUGCGACUGAUGUUUUGUAUCCAGCAGUAGGACUGCCUCCUUCUCUAAUUUGGUCUAUUAUGAGUCGUUUUACUUUUGAGCAAAACGUAUGUACCUUUCAAGCCGUGUGUACACUUGCUUUGUCCUACGUUUCCAUCUGUAUGAUAGUGUUAAUGGCAAUCAAUCGGUUUGUUCGCGUUUGUAAGCCACAGAAAUACAAGAAAGUGUUCAACAAGAUCACAUCUCUUGUGAUGAUCACUUUUGUGUGGGUAGUCAGUUUUAUAGUAGUGACUUUAAGUAUAGCAAAUGGAGACAGUCUUUACCUGGCUCGCUUCGUUCCCUCGCAAAUAAGAUGUGGUAUUGUUUACGACAUGCGAAACACAUUCGCGAUGACGGUUGCAACUACGUUCAAUGUGAUUUCCGUGUUGUUGCCCAUCGGCAUCAUCGUCUACUGCUACUUCAAAGUCUUCAAGAAAAUCCGAGAACACAAGAGAAACAUUGCUCCUGCCUCCAAUCCAAACAGCCUGGGCACGAGUGUACAAGAAAUCAAGGUCACGUGGACCAUGUUCGCAGUUUUGAUUGGGUUUUGCUCGACAUGGAUUCCAGCGGUUAUUAUACUUAUCUCUAACAAURCUUGUGACUUUUUCAAAUGCAMWGUACCUCGCCAGGCUAAUAUGGUACUACCAUUUGCAGCACUGGGCAGCUCUGCCAUCAAUCCUGUGAUAUAUGGAGCAAUGAACACUGCAUUCAGGAGAGAGUAUAUAAAGAUCCUUCGCUGUAGGAAAAUAAAUGCAGACCGAAAUUAA
Molecule: messenger RNA, 972 nt
Organism: Actinia tenebrosa (Australian red waratah sea anemone)
Lineage: Eukaryota; Metazoa; Cnidaria; Anthozoa; Actiniaria; Actiniidae
Product: histamine H2 receptor-like
Biological process (GO): G protein-coupled receptor signaling pathway
Cellular component (GO): membrane
Molecular function (GO): G protein-coupled receptor activity
Source: RefSeq, a predicted model, not a curated record